Messenger RNA from Aspergillus luchuensis, 1389 nucleotides. RefSeq lists its product as uncharacterized. The record is from RefSeq and is a predicted model, not a curated record. Gene Ontology annotation, molecular function: N-acetyltransferase activity. The transcript is spliced from 2 exons. The coding region runs from base 1 to 1389 and encodes 462 amino acids. NCBI's taxonomy places the organism in Eukaryota, Fungi, Ascomycota, Eurotiomycetes, Eurotiales, Aspergillaceae.
AUGAUUGAUUUUGAAAGACUACGUCCAGUUGGGCCCCUGGAGAAAUACUCCACCACGCGCCAUUCACUCGGACUAUAUUUUAACGUCGCGGUGUCGGCAACCUACAUCUUGCCGGAUACCUUCACUCUGCCGCUAAAAGACUAUGUAUAUAAAGCUUGUGAGACAUUGAUCGGCCAGCAUCCUAUCUUGUCCGCCAUCCCCAUCAGUGAAGAUACCGAAGAUACCUGGUUCGUGCGCCUCCCGGAGAUUGAUCUGAGCCAGUCGGUGGCAUUCCAAAGGCGCACCCGCGACUUUCCCGACAACAAUGAACCGGAUGUAGAAUUAUGCGAAUUGCUGCGAGUCCAACAUAGUACAGGGUUUGCUGCCCCCUUGCCGUACUGGAGACUAUUCAUCCUGACAGAUGAAGCGAAUGACCUGCGCUUUACCGCAGUCUAUGUGUUCCACCAUGCGAUUGGGGACGGGACUUCAGGGAAGGCAUUUCAUCAGACGUUCUUGGAUGCAUUGCACGCUGCUGCUACUUUCAUGACCCCAGGCGAGGUUAAACAAGUCGUUCAGUCGCCCACAUCACCUCUGCUACCUAAUCUGGAGGCGCUCCAUCCAUGUCCUACGACCAUACCUUUUCUUCUUAAUGCUCUUUUCAGAGCGAAAGUAUGGUCUCAUCGCGAUCCACGCCUCUGGACAGGCGCCAAAAUAUCUGCUCCAGUCAAGACCGAGUUACGCCAAAUCAUCAUCCCCGCAGCUGUGUCUGCAGCUUUCAGAAAGAACUGUCGUCAAAACAAUGCAACUGUCACCGCUGCUUUGCAGGCAGCGGUUGCCCGCGCUCUUCUCACCCACUUGCCAGUGAAGUAUACCAAAGUUCAAAUGAACGGCGCCAUCUCAUGUCGAAGGUGGCUGAAGGGAGGAGAAAUUAAAGAUCAGUCUAUGGGCGUUUGGGUCAUGGACUUUGCGGAAAGCUUCUAUCGGAACGAGGUGAAUCAAUAUCCCGACACCUUCCCAUGGGAUCAAGCCAGGAAGUCUCGUGCGACCAUCGAACAGGCACUGGGUCGCGAAGGAAAAAAUGCUGGCACAUGCUUGCUCAAACAUAUAGAUAACUUUCAGGACCUCUUCCGGGGAAAGAUUGGCAAAGACCGUGAUGAAAGCUUUGAAGUUUCCAAUGUGGGUGUCUUGCAGUCCAAACAGGAAGAAGAUCCGUCGCGGCCGCAGACCACACGGGCGAUGUUCUCCCAGACACCCAGUGCUUUGGGUGCAGCUUUGGAGGUCUCGUCAAUCACCGGUGGUGAUGGCUGUCUGGUUUUGGGGAUCACAUGGCAGACAGGCGUCGUGGAGCCAGAGCUCGUCAAUGCAGUUAUUGACACGCUAGUGAAGGAGCUACACGAUGCUGCACUCUGA